Molecule: messenger RNA, 4279 nt
Organism: Argiope bruennichi
Lineage: Eukaryota; Metazoa; Arthropoda; Arachnida; Araneae; Araneidae
Exons: 3
Coding region: 474-2156 (560 amino acids)
Source: RefSeq, a predicted model, not a curated record
GUGAAGAUUUUUCACGUUCAUGGCCUCUAAAGAUUUUGUGGUAGAAAAGACUGUUGUAAAAUGAAAACCAACCCUUUAUCAUCAAUUUCUUUAAGAAUAGUUUUCUGCUUCUCUUACCAACUUUUCAAAAAUAGCCAAAUUUCAUGAAAUUUGAAGGAAAAUACUCUAGACAAAUUUUUUUCAACUAUCUCUGAUCUGGCAAUGCUAUUAUUUUUACAAUGCUGCCUGAUUUGUAUGUGUUGAAAAAACAAAAAAAUUGGCGCUUUUCGGGCAUGUUUUUGAAAAGUAAAAAGUAAUUUGUUUUAAUUAAAUUAGAAAUGCCAUCACUUGUUUAAUGUGUGAUAGAAAGCUUUAAAAUAUUUGUAUUAAUGCUAUAACCUCAAAUCAAUGUAGAAAAUCGAACUGAAAAACACAUUGUUGAUUCCAGAAUUGUGUUAGACUGUGGGUUUUGAUCACUUGAAGUGUGGUCAAAAAUGAAACCUCCUCCAGAGGAUGGAAGCUUGGAAGAAAUUACUUCUUCUGGUUUGAAUCAUGAAAUUAAUGUCAUAAUUAUUCGAAGACCAGAUGAAAUAAAAAAGCCUGGUGAAACCACAUAUACUCUUGCCACUUUUGACAGAACUAAGGAAGGAGAAGAAUGGCCUGGUGAUGAAGUGUUAGAGAAAUUAAUUCCUGAAUUGCCAAAAGUGAAGGUUCCAGUGGUGAGCAAACCAGAAGUUCCAGCAAAAACAAACACUCUGCUCAAGAAUCGUGUUAGAAGGAAGCAUAAUCAAAAACCUGUGCAAAAAGAUAAUAAUCAUCGACCAAAACCUCCCCAUAAGAAAUUUCACUCUGAACGAUCAAGAAAACCUCCAUCAGUCUCAAAUAUUGAACCUUGGGUUCACAAACCUUGGGAAAAACAAGCAUUUUUCUCUGUUAAUGCUACUUCUCUGACUUCAGAAGUGCCUUUUAAUACCUUUCAACAACCAUUUCCUCCCAGGAUAAGCAGUAAUAAUUAUAAUUUUCCUAACAAUAGUGCUUAUGAAAGAAAUAUGAGACCUACUGGAGGACCAAAUAUUCCAAUUUUAAACAAUCAUCAUAGACCACCAUUAUCAAAUAGAAUACCUAGUGUUCCUUGUCCUUCUUUUCCACCACCAACUAGAUAUACCUGGCCUUCAAACAGAUUUUGUAGUACAUUUUCUGCUCCAAAUGUAGACUUUACUUGUCCACCUCAAAAUUCUGACUUAUUCACUGAAGGUCCCAUUGUAAGACAUCAGGUAAAAAAAGGUUUAUUGGGUGAUAGUCCAGUAUGCCUCAAUAUCCCAAUAGUAUCCAAUAUGCCUCAUACUACAAAUUUGCUUCCUAGAGAUGAAGGAAAUAUAGGUGAUCAAAACAGUUUUAUUUCAAAUACCAAAAAUAAUUCCAUGCAAGUAAGUUCAUAUGAUGGUAAUUAUGGAAGGAUUCCAGAACAAAAUUUUGAUAAUUAUGCAGAUGUCAAUGAAAUUUCCAUACAAAAUUCACGCGAUUCUUAUGAGCAUCCCAAUAGCACAGAUGAUUCUAGAAAUGAUUCAUUUAGAGAUACUAGUGAAACAAACUAUAGUAGGUUCCUGAAUUCUGGUAAUUCAGUUGAUAAUUAUGAAAACCAGUAUUGGAAUAAUUAUAAACAUUUAGAUCAUAACUAUCCAAAUGAUAAUAAUAAUAUAUUUUUAAAGACCCCAAGAGAUUCUUAUAAUACAAAUUAUGUGGAAUUUGAAAAGCCAUCUGCUGGAGUUAGUCAAUAUGAAAGUGAUUAUAUGGAAAUAGAGAAUGACGAUUUGUGUGAAAAUAAUUAUAAUGAGUGCCAAAUGUCUAGUAUACAAGAGACUUCUUUCAUGAACAAUUUGGGUCAAAAUCCAGAAGAAGAAUCUUUCAUUCAUGUAAAUAAUUCAACUAUUGUGUACAACCAAAGAGAUUUUCAAAAUGAUGGAUUUUCUGUAUCUACUGCAAAUUCUUCUUCUCCAGGAUCAAAUCCGAAUUUAGUGAGAAGAUUGAACAGGCCAUAUAUCCGUACUAAAAAUACACAACGGACAAAGAAACAAUGGACUAUGUAUAAAAAUACAAAUAACAGACAGAAUAGAGGAGGAAUUAAUAACAAAGGGCCACAAAGAUUCAACAGGAGAAGGAGACCUUUUCGAAAAUGAACGACAUGCAAUUACAUCUGUAUUGUUUGUAUAUAUAUUUUAAAUUAUUUCUCUGUGAUACGUGUUUUUUCAUUCAAAGCGAGUAACUGCAAAAGUGCCUUAUCUGAAGAUAUUUCAGAAUGCAAAUGUAUAUAAAUAAAAGUUCCCUUUGAAGGAGCUAAGAAAAAUAUUUUAUCUAGUGUCUGAAAAAAAAAAAAUUGCUUUUGAAAUUCAGAAAAAGGUCUAUAUUAUUUGAAUGUAAUUGUACUAUCUUCUUGUAAAUAAGUCUUUUGUUGAUGAAAAGUUAGUGUUUUAUUUUCCUUUUGUCUAUUUUAAUUUUUUACAAUGUUUAGCUUUAAAAAAAGCAUAUUCAAUACUGAAUAGCUUAAACUAAUUUGAGUUUGAAUGCGUAAUCCACUACCUCGGCCAAAGACAUUGUAAGAAAGAUUGCAGCUUUUUAAGGAAUGGAUAUUUUUAUUUCUCCACUUGAGUAUUCUCAGCAAUCCAAGAGCCUCAAGCACUUUCAUGUAUGUAUGUGAAAGCAUUUAACUCAAAUAAGAGAUUUAACUCUCCUAUGUGAGUAAUAUUCAACUCUUUUUAUUUAGUGGUUUAAUUCUUUGUCAUUGGAUGAAUUUAUUUAUUUAUCUUUUUCAUCAAGAAUUAACGUGAUUCUUCUAGAAUCAAGAUCUAGAAGAAUGUGUAAUUGUAACUUGAAACAUUUAAAUUAAUUUCAUUGAUAAAAUGUGGCAUGUAGGUUAAUUUGAUCUGCAAUAUAAAAAAAAAAGUUUCAUUAUUCCGUUUUAGCAUUGAAUAGCUAAAAUGAUUUCUUAUUGUUGCCAUUUUAGAAUAAUGCAUUAAAAUUUUUGAUGGAUUUUAUUUUUAUUAUUAUUUUUUUAAGUUUUAAAAUUUUUCACAUUUAUGUUAAUUUUUUGACAAAAUUAAUUUCUUUUUAAACCACAGUCAGAAGUGUUGUGAUAGUUUUUAAACAAUAUUAUAUCAAUUGAAACAAAAAGAACUGCAAUGGUUGCAUUAAAUUUUUGAUUAUAUAUAUAUAUAUAUUGAUCGAACCUUUUGUGAAGUAACAUUUUCAAAUGGAUUUAUAAUUUCCAUUUUCUUUCCUCUGUAAAUGUGUUUGGAAGAUUGCCACAUUUAGAAUGUCUAUUAAUCAUGAAUUACUAAUUAAUAAAUGGCCAGUAUUAUAUAUUUACUAUUAUUUAAAAAAAAUUCAAUAUUGGAUUUUUAAAAAGUUUCAGUUGGAAUUUUUUUUAAAAAAAUCUAACGCUGUGUGGGAUUGUUAUAGCUUGUAACAUUGAAAUUUUUACAAAUUUCAUUGACUCUCCAUUAUCAUAGACAGCUUAAACUGAUAAUCAAAGAAAUGCAAGAUACAUCAUUACCCUUUUUAUGAUCCUGAUGUAUUUGAAAUAGCUAAUUUAGAAAAAUUUAUUUCUGAUUACCAGCCAUUGAUGUUCUGUAUUAUGAAACUGUUUAAAAUGAAAGGUUUUAAUUUUCUGGAACUCGUUCUGUUAUUCUAAGAAACACAUUGCUUCAUGUGCUGGUGAUACAAUUACCUGUUACAUAUUAUAUUAUGUCGAUUUGAGAUCAUAAUUAAAAACUGAAGGGCAAAUUGUAAUAUGUAAUGAUAAUCCUAAUGAAUAGUAUCUCAUUUAUCUGGCAGAUCUCUUACUGAGUAAAAUAUUUUCAUUAUCUUUCCUUUGAGGCUCUUGGAUAGGUAAUUAAAAUGUGUUCAUUAUAUUAAUUUGAAUUAGUUUUACCUGUUGUGUUCAUCUUAGCAUUUGCUUGAGAUAUUAUUUUGUAUGUGUCAUAAUUUUUAUAUGUUUUUUGUCAGUGUAUGUUAUAACAUUCACUUUUUACAACUAAAUGAUUUAAUAGCAAAAGAUUUUGUUGAAAUGCCUUCCAAAAAUUUGGUAUUCUGUUGAUGCUAAAAUUUGCAUCACUGUGUCUUGCUAUGAAAAGUAUAGCUAAAUAGUUAUUUUUCUUGUUUUACAAAUUUAUUUUAAUUUCUUAUAUGUUAAGUUUACCAAAGGAUUAGAUAAGGCUGUAAAUUAAAUUGUUUAUCAGUAUUUUGAAUGAAUUAUAAAGAAUUUGGAAGAAAAAAAAAACAUUCAAUUUGAAUUCAAUUUCCU